CGACCACAUUUUGAACACUCGCAUUUUAUUUUUAAAUCUCCUAAAUAUCAAACUUCGUUAGCGAUUAGGUUUCGUUCUAAAAGCAGCUGAAAUGUUACGCAAGCAUGGCUAUAUUUCACUUGCUCUUUGCCUGCAGGCAACUAUUAAAGUAGCUUGUGCAGUUACUCCUCCCGUAAACGUCGAUCUAGCCAAUUCCACUGAGGCAGACUUCAGUCCUAUGGCUCGGAUUGUGGGUGGAGAUGUCGUAGAGGAAAGAAUACCCUGGAUGGUGUCUAUAAACGCUCCUUCAUACGGGUCUUUCGGUGCACAUUAUUGCGGGGGUACGUUAAUCAGUAACGACUGGGUACUCACGGCAGCACAUUGCUUAGAAGAUUACGGCAGUCAAGCACUAUACCAUACCAUAGAGAUUGGAAAAUCUAGUCAAUAUUCGCAAGAUGAGAUGCACACAUCCGGCAUAUCACAGAUAACGUGCCACGAGGACUUCGAUAGCUACUAUCUGCAAAAUGAUAUAUGCUUGCUGAAAUUAUCGAGUCCUGCUCCGGAUACUAUUCAAGUGGCCAGAAUCAAUUUCGACCCAGCAAUCCCGGCUGUGGGUGAUCCUUUAUCGUAUAUUGGAUGGGGAUUGAUGAAUGAACAAGGCAGUGUACUGCCUGAUCAGCUGAGGGGCGUGAGUGUCGAUACGAUUGAUACACUUCUCUGUAGUAGGGUGUAUGGUGAGUUGGUUACUAACAAAAACAUCUGCACUUAUAAGCUUGGCAAGGAUUCGUGCCAGGGUGAUUCAGGCGGACCUUUGAUUGCCCCAGGUGCAGAUGGUACUCUAGCCAGUGGUACAGUAGUUGGCGUCGUCAGCUUCGGCGAGGGCUGUGCGCGACGUAAUUAUCCUGGUGUAAAUAGCAGGAUUUCUGCAUUUCAAGAUUGGAUUGAGGGUAUUGUGACCGGGGUCUCCAUUCCAGCAAUCCCUGAUAGAGUCGCUGUCGCUUCACCCGACAUCGUGGACGGGGAGGAUGUUGUGGCGGUUCCCAAUCCUGUACCACCAGUCACAAACACAAACCCGCCUGUAAUCACUGUGGUUUAUAUCAACGACGACCAGCCUCAAGUUACAGGAAAUGAUACGGAACAGGUGAUAUCUGUGAUAUCGUCUGAGGACGUUAGCAUCUGGGAUAUUUUUAAUGGCAUGUUGAGUGACAUAUUCUCACGAUCUGCCACGUUAAUGGAUCGUGCAGAGAUACAGAGCAGCGUAGCGCAGUUGGCGGACAUACAGAAGAAGAUCGCCGCCGAGCUGGAUGUGCUUACCAGGAAGUUGGAUGGCUCCGAGCUUGGUAGAUGAUUUUCAGAGUGUAUUGGAUUGUAUCAUCUGCUUGAUUAAGAGCCUGCCCAGAUUAUAUGAGUGAAUUUUUUCUGCUCCUACUCAUCUGUGAAACUGCCUGAGGCAUUCGUUUAUUCUUCGGCCAAAAAGCAGUAACCACCCAAAUGGUAUAUAUUACACUCAUUGAGUCCGCAGCUUGCUGUAGAGUGUCACUGUUCAUCGUAACAUUACACGGUACUCAACUAAGACCUUCUGGACUAUGGUUUGGCAAUGGAGCCUUAGAGGCCCGCUGACAAGGUGCAAGGCUCGAAGAACUUAUGGGAGAUUAAAUACAGCCCAUUAUAGGAGCGUACUUGCCGCGUUGUCGCAAAGCGCCUACGCAGUGGUAUAUUGGACAAGUUCUACUGUGUGGAACUACUCCCGGUUUCAGAACGAACACUUGAGAAAUAUUUAACGAGAGGAACAAACUGAAAGUAGAUAAAGCAUCGUUCCAUGGAUUGAACGAUUGUAAAUAGCACAAAUAGUCUCUUGAAUUGAACAAAAGCACAUCAUACGCCUGUGGCUGGUAUGGUAAAGACAUAAUGAAAUAAAAUGACAAAACUUUACUCGUGUAUA
This is a messenger RNA of Sphaeroforma arctica JP610, 1921 nucleotides long. RefSeq lists its product as hypothetical. The coding region runs from base 92 to 1327 and encodes 411 amino acids. Lineage: Eukaryota; Ichthyosporea; Ichthyophonida. The record is from RefSeq and is a predicted model, not a curated record. The transcript is spliced from 3 exons. Gene Ontology annotation, biological process: proteolysis. Gene Ontology annotation, molecular function: serine-type endopeptidase activity.